UCAACACAGCAUCUCAACAGAAGCAGCAACAACUUACCAAGUAUUGAAAAAGUAACGCUCGCGGUGUUACAAAAUCAUAUAACAAGAGGCCAAGACGACCUCAUAGUAUUUGUUUUGGGCAAAACUUUUAAGGUAUGUCUCGAGGAAGUGGGCGGGAACGAGGAGAACCGUGCGCGCGUGAGGGGUGUCGCGUAAUAUUCAGUCUCACAGUCGGGUAACGAGUCAGGUGCGCCUGUCGGUCCGCGGGGCAAACUCAGAGAAACGAUGGAUUUUAUCCGGUAAGCAGGCGGACGUUUCUGAACAAACAACGAAAACUAUGUCGUAGCGUCGCUGCGGCGUCGGACGAAGUGGAGAUAUUCGCUUACGAGUUUCUAAUCCUCCUUGCAAUUUCCCAACAAUUCCCAUCUUUAUUUUCCUACAUUUUCGACAACUAAGCUCCUUUUCUCCCACUUGUAUCUUUUCCUGCAACCUCACCCCCUGCCCCCGGCUCCUCUUAUCUCUCGGUCUCCUCUGUCAUGUCCGUAUCCAUGAGGAACCCACCUCAACGCCGGCGCUCCCUGGGUCCCGUCUCACCCAAGCGAAUCUACAGGAACCUCUCUGUCAGACUGAGGGGAGGAGAGUCGUCCGUCGCCGCCGAGGUGCAUGCACCCAAACGCACCAGCAGGCCUGCAGAAGCUUACAAGACCCUGUGGGAGGCAGUGGAAAACGAGGACACUUUGGCUGUGCAGAGCCUCUUGUCCAAAGAUCAUGCCAGCUGUGGAGGAGGAGGAUCGAGCUUGUGGGAGCGAGGAGAGAAGAAAGAGACGGACUGGGAGAGAGAUAAAGAAAAAGGGGUGAACCGAGUGAGCGAGCAGGGGUUGGUUCCUCUGGAUGUGGCCGCGCUUACCCACAACUCCCCUCUUCUUCACGUGCUGACGAAGGCUGGCGCCAGGCAUAACCCUAUUUUGUGCCGGCCAGCAGACUGGGGGCUCAAGCUGGACGCCCUGGUGGAUCUGGCGAGCAGACGGAUGGAGGAGAGGAAGUCGGAGUUGGCCAGGAAAACAGGAGCAGGCCCCCAGGCGCAGGCGGAGGUCCAGAGACAGAGCCGCCUCUGGAGACUGCGGCUGCAGCUGUACUGCCGGAUGAGAGAGAACUUCCAGAACACGGAGCUCCCAGGCCCGCCCAGUCAUGUGUCCUUACUGGUAACCAGCAAUUCCUCUCUGUGCGUGGUGAUCAAGGAGCCGGACGGUAACAGCAUGGGGCUCAUCACCCGCUACAAAGUGGAGUGGAGCACCUCGGUCAGCUUCAAACGCGUCCUUGGAACGGCUCAGGUCACCGAAACGAGGAACCCCUCCUAUAUCAUCAACGGACUGACAGCAGGAACGCACUACUACGUGAGAGCGAGUGCCUACAACGUGAAGGGAUGGGGCCCGCCUCAGAGCUCGGCUCCGGUCAGCGCCGCCCCCUCCGGCUGGAGAGAGUGUGUCGGUGUGAAGACGCCGCUCAGGAACCACGAGGGCCUUGUGAGGAAACUGCUGGAAGAUGCCAAAGAAUCCCAGUACAGAGGAUAUUAUAUAGACAGCUCGAAGUCGGCGAGUCCCAGCAAGCGCCUGUUGAUGUCUCGGGGCAUCAAGCAGCUUUUCCACUCUGCCACCAAGUUUGUUCGUCUCCUGCAGAGGGGUGUGUACUUGGCGACUGUUUUCUACCACAAGGACAACAUCCUGGUGGCCGCUGAGGAUCAGAUCCCACUGGUGGAGAUCCAGUGCUGCUCCACCUCCAUCACCCAGGACUUCCUGUGGUUUGCCAAGCUGUCCUGCGCGUGGCAGCAGGUGCCCUGCCUUCAGCAGGGCCUGUCGUCUGCUCACUCCUCUCCCUCCUCCCUCCUUCAGAACCGGCACAACAUCUUAAAAGCUGUUUCUCAGCUGCAGUCUUCUCUAGGAACAAUGGAUUUGGGUCAGGUGUACUACGAACCGCUGAAAGACAGGCAGGGCAAUGUGCUAAUAGUGACGUUGAGGGAGUUCCCAAAUCCUCCAUCAAGCCCUCCUGACCCUCCAUUCCACUGGAUUCCUCUGGACCGGCUGGAGCGGAACCGCAGCAGAACCCCUCUGCUGCCCGAGCCCACUGCCAUGGAUACGCUCUUUGAGCAAUUGAAGGACAAGCUGUCCUUCCACAGGCACAGCAUCCAGUGGGUCCAGCCCGGCCUGUAUGUGGGCAUCCUAAAACUGUGCAGCUCGGUGGACCAGAUCAGGGUCCUGGUGCCGCAGCGGCUGCCAAACCUCCUCUGCCACACGCGGGUCCGACAGAAUCCCCACGUGACCAGAGAGGAGUGGGCCUGGCUCCAGAGUCAUGUUUACACCGCACAUGGCGGCAGCGCUCGGGGCCCGCCGAGCGGCGAGGAGGAGAAGGAGGAGAGCAGCGGAGUGGAGGAGUUUGUCAGGUCUCUGAGAGCCGCAGUCACACAUCUCCUGACGAAGCUCAACAUCCCCCUCUACAGGGCCUACCAGUAUGGCGUGUACACGCGGGAGCUGCUACAGUUGGGUGGGAAGGUCUCCAUGCUUCUGCUCCUGCCUCCCAGUGAGGACUUCAGCUCCAGUUACUGGCCUCUGGUGGGAACCAAAGAGCCCGGCCUCACCCUGCCCCUGCAGAUCUUUGAACUGGUUCACUUCUGGACCUACGAGAGGGACUUCCUGAGUCAGUACUGCCAGGCCUGGGUGAGGCUGGAGCUGGACACUCACCUGGCCCAGCAGGCUCUGCGUGAAGCGCUGGACACCAAAGAGGUGCAGGAAGCGCGGGAGCGCCUCAAUAACCUCACUGACCUUUCUCGUCGUUUGGAGAUGGUGUGGAGGGACACCCGUUGGAUAAUGGACUGUCUGCAGUGUGUCCGCUCCAAGCAGUGGGUUGGGGCAGUGCCUUUGGGCCUGGUGAUGGGUGGGGACCCACCGCCUUGUCCUGAUGGUGAAGAAGAGGAAGACAGCUUGGCUGCAAGGUUGAAGUGGCCCAGCUGGAUCCAAACACAAAGAUCUGCAGCAAGUAAUGGCGCCACCAUGGGUGGAAGUUCUUCCGCUGUCCCCAUACCAGUUACCGCCGAGGUCUGCGCUCCAGAAAGAAUCCCGGUUGUCCUGGAGAAUGCUGCGCUCAGGUUGAUGGAAGGCGUCGUGAAGGGAGGGUACCCUGUUGACAUCAGCUCUCAGUCGACGGCGGACCUGUCCGGCAUCGGCCUGCCGGAGGACGGAUACACCGGCGCUUCAGUGGACAGUGGACUUGACUCUGCUGCUGUGGCACAGCUAGAGGCCACGGUGUUGGACACCACAGACUUCAACCCCAGCAUCACAGACGUCAUCCGGCCGAUGGAGAUGGCGGAGCUGGUGGACAUCUUGCCGACGCUGAGUCUUAUUGAGGAGGAGAACCCCGGUGCUCCAUCCACGCCGUCUGUAAUGGACAUCCUGGAGAACUUUGGACUUGGGAUCGGGGAGGAAAACGCCCACUUUGUCUUUGAGAUUGACGACAGGAGGGGGUCAAAGGUGAACCCUGAGAGCGAGACGCACUGUGAGGGUAUUGUGUUAAACGGAGCGGGAGUCACGCCUUCUUGUGCCACUGUAAAUGGUUCAGAGAGCGACACGCCUUUUUCAGGGCGCGCCUCGCCUCGGGACGAUAGACAGACGAUGGAGGCUCCGAGUAAGGGGGCAUCACUUCCAGUGAGAAACCUGGUGGAGUGGGACAGACCGUCCACCAGUUCAUCCUGAUAUUAAACUUUGUCAGCUUGAAGUUGCAGUCACACUCCAGCACUCGAUAAAGAAGUGAAAAACCUCACUUGUUCUUUUUUUGAUCACUGUAUUUAUUCAUGGUGUAUAAAAACUUGAGUAAGGGCUGGAUGAUGUUAGGGCUCAUAUCAGUCGAUAUCAAUAAUUACUGAUUAGUUUUUUGUUUUAAAUAUCUGAAAUGCUCCCAAACUGGUGACAUGGCCUUUCCUGUUUUAUCCACAGUUUUCAUUCUACGCCAUUUUAAAAAACUUUUUAAGUAGUUAUGAGGCACGGUGGCGAAACCUGAAACUGCUGCUGCGCAAGUUACUCAACAGGUUGUUGCUAAGCGACCAAAGAGUAAGUGAGUU
Messenger RNA from Xiphophorus maculatus (southern platyfish), 4087 nucleotides. Its product is annotated as ankyrin repeat and fibronectin type-III domain-containing protein 1-like. The record is from RefSeq and is a predicted model, not a curated record. Lineage: Eukaryota; Metazoa; Chordata; Actinopteri; Cyprinodontiformes; Poeciliidae. Gene Ontology annotation, biological process: regulation of establishment of bipolar cell polarity; establishment of mitotic spindle orientation. Gene Ontology annotation, molecular function: protein binding. The transcript has 19 exons. Gene Ontology annotation, cellular component: spindle. The coding region runs from base 516 to 3722 and encodes 1068 amino acids.